Thunnus maccoyii (southern bluefin tuna) is the source of this 3175-nucleotide messenger RNA. RefSeq lists its product as uncharacterized. NCBI's taxonomy places the organism in Eukaryota, Metazoa, Chordata, Actinopteri, Scombriformes, Scombridae. Gene Ontology annotation, biological process: regulation of translational fidelity. The transcript has 9 exons. Gene Ontology annotation, molecular function: tRNA binding; nucleotidyltransferase activity; double-stranded RNA binding. The record is from RefSeq and is a predicted model, not a curated record. Gene Ontology annotation, cellular component: membrane; cytoplasm. Bases 316 to 3018 code for a protein of 900 amino acids.
UUUUACAGGUUUCAACUAUAAAUUAGAUUAGUAGCUUUUGUACGUGCAUAAUAACGCUAAAAACGAAUAGUAGACGAUUAAAACAUUAGUAUUUAUAAUUUUUUUUUAAACUGUCGCAGAAAAAAUGUUAAAAUAUAAUAGGUCAUGUGUAUAUUUUUAUAGUGAUUACAUUAUACCCCUGCUUAUAGAGAGGAGUGACUAAUAUGUGUUUUUCCCAGCGAGGUGAGGCUUUUUCUCAGGUUUCUUCUGCAUGCUGACGUCACACAGACGGCUGUAUUUAAAGCGCAUCGUCACAUCUGCAGUUUCAUUCCUGCCAUGGCACAACUACAGUCGCUGCAUAUGUCCGUGGGCAUGUUGGGCAUCUCUGCCGGUUCCCUCCUGCUUUUGGUGAACAACUAUGCCAACUCUCCUGAAAAAGGCUUCAUCCCCUAUACGGCACUGGGGAUUCUGCUCCUCAUCAUCGCUGCCCUCUUAGCUUAUGCAGGUAUCCGUCGCAGUUUGUCCCACGCCCAGCUGUUUUCCUCUGUGUGUCUGACUAUCUCUGCUCUGUGGUGUGGUUCAGGCCUGGUGUACAUCCUGGCAGGGCAGGGGGUGCUAAAGCCCACAGAGCUAAGAUCCUCUUUGAUCCCCGGCCUGGCAGCGUUUACAUUAGCCCUGCUCCUCAUAGGCAAUGUGGCACUCGUGGUAAAGAAAGUAGUUCUGUGUCUCAUAGCUGUCUGCAUUAGCUUAGCUUGUGCCCACCAAAUUGCCGGUCUGUCAGCUUCAGGUUUCGGCCAGUCUGCCACAGCUGCUAACUACCUCCUUGUCUGUCUGGUGGGUGUUUACUUUGGUUUUGGACGUCUGCUGUCCAUCGUCACUCAUGGUAAAGUGGAACCUCCAGGAACUGGCCUGAAGAGAAAAGAUGAGCUGAAAACAGGGCAGAAGCAGGAGUGUAGUGAUGCAGUGUCAGUGGGUCUGGUGAUGAACUUACUGUCGGCCUCUGUGUUAGCCUGUCCUCUGUUAGGUGUGGUCCCUCAGCUCUUUGUCGGUCACGUCCCCUGGCUGUGGACAGCUGGAGUCUUCCAGCUUGGCAUGUGUGUCCUCUUCUACCGAGCCAUGGACACACUAGCUGCUACUUUUUACGGCUUCACUGCUCUCCUGAGAUUUGCAGAGGGCUACAGUGCUCUCCUAUCAUUCUACAAAGUGGAGCCUUUCUCCCCGGUUCCCUUCCCUGUCGUCUUCUCUGUGCUUUUCUUCAUCCUGGCUCUGUUUAGUUGUCAGAAGAGUUUGCUGGAGGGGUUCUACCAGUUGUUCUUUUCAGCGUAUUGUAUUGCCAUUGCAGCCCAGCCUCGAGGCUUCUUCCAAGGAGGCACUCAGGGAGUACAGGCAGCUAUAUUUGUAGCCUCUGCCAUCAUGCUUUUAAUUACCGUAUUCAAUAUGGUCUCCACUAAAAUGAUUCCCACAGGGCAGGGCUAUUUCAAGGCUUUAGUAACCAGGACGCGGGGUCUCACUCUCAGAGCCCAUGAUAAAGAGCUCCAUGCACCUCACCUGGGCUACUCCAAAUAUGCGGACGCAGAAGUGUUAGGCCACGCCUGCAGUGUACUGGCUGCUUUUGCUGUCACAGCCACAAUUGGUGACAGAAAUCCUCUGUCUGUGCUGGUACUGCCCUGGGUGGUGGUGGCUGGUGGGGCACUUCAGCUGCUCUGCGGCUCGGUUGCUUUCUCUCGGGGUAAAACCUUUGAGAGCACAGUUUUUAUAGUCUACGGGGUGAUGUGGACAGUGUGGGGGUUGACACGAUACGGAGGUCUGUACGGUGAUACCAGAGGCUUUAAUGUGGCCGUCGGGAUCAUCUGCUUCAUGCUGUUUAACUGUUUAGUGACAGUGGCGGCACUGUUUCUAAAUGUUGCCUGGUUUGUCUAUGCAUUCACCUUCCAACUCAUCCUCAUUAGCUUCCUGCUGGAUGCAGUAGGUGCACUGCCUUAUGGUUAUGACAUAGGAGUCACCAUCAUCUUUGGCCUUGUUAGUUUUUAUUGUUUUUUGGCUCACAUUUUCAACAGCACCUUCCAGACCCCCCAGAUCCCCUUAGGAAAACCUUUAGUGAAGCUGAGUGGGGUUGGAGGAGGGGCAGAUAUCUGUCCUCAUGUGCCGGCCCGCAAGGCUUCAUCUGUCCAACAGAUUGCAGAAAUCAUGAAAAAUGGUGGCAUAUGUGGAAUGCCUACAGACACCGUCUAUGUGCUGGUGGCAGCUUGCAACAGGCCAGAUGCAGUUGUCAAAGCUUACAAGGUGAAGAAGCAGGCGCAGGACCGACCCAUGUCCCUGUGGAUCUCUUCCAUCAAGCAGCUGGAGCCGGUCCGACAUCUGCUGAGCCCUCUGCUCCUGGACUUCAUGGAGGCUGCGUGGCCCUCCUCCAUCAGCAUGGUCAUACCCAGAGGCCCAUGGAUGGACACCUUUGGUUUAGGAGAAGCUGCCAAACACAUAGGGACUCCACAAAGCAUCGCUAUCAGGAACCCAGACUGCACUGUGGCCACACACCUCAUUAACCUGGUGGGGCCCAUCGCUGUGACCUCAGCCAACCCUACAGGCGAGGCAGACACAACUCACCACAACCAAGUUUACGCCAAGCUGGGCAACAAGGUGGACGGGGUGUUAUGUGAUGGAGCCUCGCCAGAGAACAUUGCAUCCACUGUGGUUGACUGCACAAAGAUUGAAACAGGAAACAUUGGUUUCUUCAGAGUUGGUCUCAUUCCUAAAUCCAAGGUUCUUCAGAUCUUUGAGGAGGUUCAGAGGCGGCACAGACAAGGGCAGACGAAUCCUGCUUUUAUAUAUGAUAUAAAUCUGCCAGAUACACAAAGAGACAGAGGUUCAGAAGAGGACAAUGCAGCAUCAGAAUCAGAGUCAGAAAGAAGAAAUGGAAACUCGACACCGUGCACUGAUUCCCCUGAUCAAAGUCCAGUUCUUAGAAAUGAGUCAAUGCAUCGCUUCAACAUGCUGCCUGCUGCAUCAGACAUUCACAAAGAGCUGUCAAAUGAAACCUCUUAAUCUGGUGUUUUAUUGUGGCCAAACGAAUGUUCGUUUUUUUUUAUCAUGUUUGUGUGUUUGUCUGAAUGUAUUAUAAUAAUGUAUAUAGUAAUAUAAUGUAUUGUAAACUAAUGUAAUGUAUUAUAAACUCACAAAUCCUCAUGCACUGUUAUUUGUA